ACUACAAAAAAUUAAAGUCAUGCAUGAUCCCAGCGAUUAUGAUUCGGUCUACAGCGAUUCGGAUUAUAUGGAUGUUGCACUGGGCGCUGCUACACCCCCGCUAAUGAACUACGAUGAGUUUAUGGUAAAAACAAUGGAUGAACGACAGCAUAUACAGAAGAAAACUUUUACGAAAUGGAUAAACUCACAUCUAAGCAAUACGCAGUGCUCGCCAGUGAACGAUUUGUUUCUGGAUCUGCGAGACGGACAUCGGCUAUUGGCAUUGCUUAGCACGCUGACGCAAACGCAGUUGAAACCGGAAAAGGGUCGCAUGCGUGUGCAUCAUAUCAACAAUUUAAACAAAGUGCUGCAAGUGAUACAACAGCAUGGAGUCAAGCUGGUGAACAUAAGCAGCGAUGAUAUCGUUGGCGGCAAUGCAAAGCUCACAUUGGGUCUCAUUUGGCUUAUAGCGCUCGAGUUCAAUGGCCAGCAUCUAGUCAAGAGUCAUUCGAGCAAUGGCGUUGAAAAGUCGCUGCUGGCCUGGGCGCGUCAAUACACCGAGCCGCAUGGACUGGCGCUGCAUGAGUUUGCCAGCUCUUGGGCAGAUGGACGUGCAUUUCUAAUGAUCUUGUCGGCACAGCUGGAUGAGCUGGAUUUGGAUACAGCGCUGGCGCAGCAGCCGCUGCAGCGUCUACAGCUUGCAUUCGAUUUAGCGCAUAGACAUUUUAAAAUAGAAAAGCUGCUGGAACCGGAGGAUGUGCAUACGCAUCCGGACAACAAGUCCAUACAAAUGUAUGUCAUGUGUUUGUAUCAUGCUAUGGAAUCCAUGCGCGCUGCUGAGCGCGAGCGUCAGCCCUGCACCAGCAUAACCGAUUUGGAUGAAGUGCCGCUGGAUGCAGAAACAGACAAUGGCGGCUUGUAUACUUCAGAUAGCGCUACGAGCAUGGAGCUCAAGCAGAGCGCGCUGCGUCCGCUAAGCACAGCUACCAAUGCAAGCAUUGAAAUCAGCGGCUAUCAAACAGCGCUGGAGGCUGUGCUGACGCUGCUGCUGGAGGAUGAGCAGCUGCUGGCGCAGGAGCUGCCAGUUGCUGCAGAUUUUCAAAGCGCCAAGCAGCAGUUUCAUGAAAAUGAGAGCUUCAUGCUGAAGCUAACCGAACAUCAGGAGUAUGUGGGCGAGGCGCUCGAAGAGGGCAGCAAUUUGAUAAACGAGUCACAAAAACCAGGCGCUGGUCUAACGCUGGAUGAUCAGAAUGAAGUGCGACAGCAGAUGGUGCUGCUGAAUGAGCGCUGGGAGACGCUGCGUCUACGCGCGCUGGAUAUGCAGGCCAAGAUACUGAUGCGUUUAGCAGAGUUUCAAAAGCAAAAGCUCGAGCAGCUGCGUCAGUUUCUUACGAAUGUAGAGGAUCGCAUAUCGCAUAUGAGCGACAUUGGGCCAACUAUAGCUGAGGCGGAGCAGCAGCUAACAGAGGCGCGUCAGCUGAAGUCCGAUCUGUGCGAGCAACAGGAGCUGGUGGACAGCAUAAGCAGCAUGGUGGUUAUAGUAAACGACACCUCUGGCAAUUUUAAUGAUCUAGAAGAUCGCUUGAAUGCGCUGGGCGAACGCUGGUCACAUGUAGUCAAGUGGACGGACUUGCGCAAUGAAAAGCUGCAGCAAUAUAAAUGCAUUUCACGCUGGCUGGAUGCACGCGAGCAGGACUUGAAGCGCAUGGAGAGCAGCGAUGUUACCGAUGUGGGCGGCAUUACGCAGCGCAUUAAUGAGCUGAACUACUGUGCCAAGGAUUUGCUGGAGCUGCAGCGUUAUUUGCUAGACUUGCGUCAAAUGGUGGCAGCCACACUACAAGACGGCGAUGAUAAAGGCGAGCGCGUGUUGAUGCAGCUGGAAAGCUUUGAGGAUCGGCUGGACGCGCUGAAGCAAAUACUGGAAGUGCAAACAAUGCGCAUUGAAACCAAAGGCUUUAACUUUGGACGCGAGCGCGCCAGCUAUGAUGACAGUCGUGUGGUGCGCCCCGAGGGCUGGCUGGACUAUCAGUUCAUCAUACGCUUUGGCGAGGAGGAGCUUGAGGACGCGCAGCCGCCAGCUGCAGCUGCUGAGCUGGAGCAGUUGUCAGCUAAAAAGCGCAAGCUGCGCAAUGCCGACAACUUCUAUGCGCUGGAGUCGCAAAUUAUGGAACACUUUGCGCAUGUGCAGCAAGUGGAACAACAGCUGCAGCAGCUGCAGCGCCAAAGUCUGCGCAAUCAAUGCGAUACACUCAAGCAGUUGCAGCAGCAGCAGCAGCAACGCGCGCUCACGCUGCCAGAGCUGAAGAAGCUGCUCGAGGUGUGCGAGCAGGAGCAGCCGGCGCGCAAGCUGCUGCUGGAAGCGGCGCAUCUGAAGCAGCUGGAGCAGCGCUAUGCAGCGUUGGCGCAACGGCUGCUUAGCCAGCAAAGUGAGUGCAGCCAGCUGCUGGCCAAGGAGCGUUACUACAACAGCUUGACGGGCUUUAAGCUGGUGCUGGCCGAUUCGCGUGAUUGGUAUAAGCAGCAUGCAGGCAGCGCCAGCUGCGCCGAGCUGGAGCAGCGUCUGUCACACAUGGAGUCGCUGUCUAGCGAAAUUGCGCAGGCGCAGUGCACCACCGAUGCGCUGGACGCUGAGCAGCUGGAAUGGAAGCAAGACUUUGCGCUCUUCUAUGACAGUUGGCAUGAUCUGAAGCAGGCGCUGCACACGUUGAUACAGCAGCGUGGCGGCGAGCACAUGUCACAACAGCUGCAGCGACUCGAACAGUUUGUGCAAAAAGUAGCGGCGCAGCAAGUGCGUGUGUCACAGCUGGAAGUAAUGCAGCAGCAGCAGCAGCUGCUCAAUCAGCUAAUGGAUGAACUGGAGUCACUCAAGCCCAGCUAUGAGCGCUUGCCAGCGCAUUUGCUUAGCACAGAGCUGCAGGCCGCUUGGCAGCGUCUGCCCGAGCAGCUGAACGAGCGCGUCAUUAAGCAAACCACCGCCAUUGAGAACCUCAAUCACUUUGUAGCCGAGUAUAAUGCCAUUAUAGCUGUGCUACGCAGCGCUGCUGCCACGCCGGAGCAACAGGAGCGUGCGCCUGCGCUGCAGGAUUUACGCAAACUCGAAAUCGAUGUUAUAAGCGCGCGCAACUUUAGCGAGAUUCUCAUCAAGGAAGCGGAGCCCACACAACGUGAUACGCUGCAGUCGCAAAUACGCGCGCUCAAUGCGCUUUACGCUCAAGUCGAGCAGCGUCAGCAGUCACAACGCGCGCAGCAGUCGGCGCUGCAAUCCCAACUUGUCGAUAUACAGCAGCGUCUGCAGCACACAGAGCGUUGGCUCAGCGAACUGGAGAGCAAUACACCCAAGUCCGGCGUCGCUGAUAUACGCAACUCCAAUGAGUUGUUCCAAAGCAAGAGCAAGUUCCAAACGCUCAAGGAAACCUGUGAACGCGAAACGGUGCAAUUCCGUGAACUGAACGAACUCGGUGGCGAGUUGUUGCUGCAGCUGGAUGAGCUGCCGCUUAACCCCAAUGAUGAUAAGGAUAGCAACUAUGGCACAUUGGCCAAACAGUUUACGCAUCUCAAUGCGCGCUGGUCGGAGGUUACGGAGCGUGUCUAUGCCAAGACAGCGCUGUUGGAACAUAUUUCAACGCAGCUGGGCGAGUUCAAGAAGUUCAUGGUCAGUGAGACGGGCUACUUGGAUAAACUGGAGAAUAAGAUACGCAAUACGCCAGAGAAUGCAGCAGAUGCGGAGGAAAUUAUGGAAGAACUCGAUGAUUUGGAGAAUGUGCUGCGCUCUCAUUCCGACGAAUGGCUGGACAAAAUUCAGGAAAUUGGCAAUGAGCUAAUUGACAAUGAAUUUAUGGCUAAUGUUAUGCGCAAGGAUAUCGAUGGCGUUGUAGUGCGUUGGACAAAGCUACAGCAGCAGGCAAAGAAACGCACCGAACUGCUGGAGGAGAAGGUGAGCGAAGCGGAGCAGUCGGAGCGUGCUGUUGUGCAUUUGGAGGCGUGGCUAACGCGCAUGGAUGAGAUACUCAGCGAGCAUCUGGAAAACGAUGUGACCAUUGAGGAUCUGCCAGAUGAUUUUCAGAUAUUGGCGCGUGAAUUUACCAUAAACGAGCAAAACUUUAAGCAUAUAACCGAACAGAUAGCUGAGCAUACAAUUAAAGGCAAGACAGGUGCAGCCAAUCGCUUGCAGGAGCAGCUUAAUCUAAUGGAAAUGCGUUUCAAGGCCUGCCAGGCAAAGCUUAACAAGUGCACAGCACCACAGCCCGCCUAUGAAUCGCGUCUGAAUCGCGCCUAUGGCGAUUUGCGCAAUGUGGAGCAUUCCACAUUGGUCUUGGAUGUGGCCUCGGCGGGACCGAGCACAGUGCAGGCGCAAUAUCAAAAGUGCUUGCAAAUUUAUCGCACACUUAGCGAAAUCAAGGCGGAGAUUGAAAGCACAAUUAAAACUGGAAGACGUGUAUGCGAGGAUAAGUACACGAGAUCGCCCAAGCAGUUAAGUCAACGCAUUGAUGCGCUCAAACAUUUGUACAAUGCACUGGGCGAGAAUGUAACACAGUCCAAAGCUUUUCUGGAGAGCUUGAUUAAGCUGGCCCGACAGCUGGAGCAAUGCUUUGAAUCUGCGGAUGAACUCAUCAGACGCUUUGAGUCGCCACAGGAGCUGCAUGAUCGCAAUGCCAUAUUGCUGGAGUUCGAGGAUGUGCUGCAGCGUUGCGAGGAGCAUUAUGCUGAUUACAGCAAGUCCUGUGACCAGAGCUGCAUGCAGGAGACGCGUCAGCGCAUUGAUGGCCUCAAGGCGUCGUAUCACAAGCUAACCAGUGCGGAUAUUAUUAAGCGCCUAACUGAAAUGAAAGCGACGCUGCAAAACUUGGACAACAUUUCGCUGGAGACGCUAAAAGCCAUGGAGCAUGACUUGAAGGAAAUAAAUGUGCCAUCGAAUCCGGAGAUUGAGAAUCUGCAACAACAAGUUAUAGCAAUUGUCGUGGAUACGCUAAGAACGCGCUACAAUGAGGCAACCACGCUCACCACUCAGCCAGCAGCUGGCGAUGAUACCGAAAUCGUUGUCGUUAGCGAUACAGUGCGACAGCGUCGCGCACGCACACCGCAAGCGGGUGAAAGCAGCAGUGCACCAAGCACACCCAAUGCAAGUGCAAAAGCCACAGAGCAGGCGGCCAGUAGUGGCGGCGGCGGCGGCGGCGGCGAGCAGGUGCUGCCUGAUGUGCUGCCACCGCAAACUUUCCGUCUGGCCGAGUCCAGCACUCUCUUCUCACAAAUAUCGCUUAAUCCGCGCAAAUUGAGCGCAGACUCUGCGCCAGCUAAACCCUCAAAGAACAAACGCAAAGCGCCCGCAGCGCCAGCACAAAUGGUUGAGAUCAAAGUGAAAAAUAUACAAAAUGACAAGAUGUCAGUGCAAAACAUAGACCUGGAGCCGCAGCAGGGCGAAAUUGUGGACACCGUAAAUAUACUGGAGAGCGUUGAGCCAUUUGUGCCCGAGUAUGUGGAAACUGUGCAGAUUGUGGACUUAUCCGAAGACUCGGACUCCUCAUCGCGCGCUGAGCUGUCGAAAAGCAAAGGCUCGCUAAGCGACGCAGCCACUGACACGGAGCUGCUGCGUCCUGCAGCUGGCAACACCAGCACCCCAUUGCUGCAUAUACAAAAGCAACGCAUAUCCUUUGAGGAGAAACGCAAGCGUAUUGCCAAUGAGCGUGAUUUGCUGCGCGAUUCGGAAGAUGAGAACAGCAGCACACCAGCAGCAGCAGCAGCUAAACUGCAAGCUGUGGCCAAUCCCAAGCGCUGGCGUCAACUGCAGCCUGAGCUGGAGUUAGCUGAUGCACCUGAGUCACCCAUACGCAAUAGUUUCUAUGCUGCGGAUAAGGAAACAGGUUUUGAUAUUGAGCCGCUGGUAUUUUCCGACGAUGAGGAAAUACCGCGUUUCUCGCUGGAAAUGACACCAACCUUUGACUCCGAUAGUGAUACGAGUCGCAUUGAAACACCCACAACCAAGAAGCCCAAUUCGUUUUUGAGCAAAGUGCUGCCCACAACGCCGCAGGAUGAUUCAAAUGUUACGCUCAAGAGUCCGCAGGGUGAGCCCUUAAGCUUGGAGCAGCGCGUUAUGGAGUUCAAUAAGCUAGCCAAACAAAUGAUCUAUAAGCUUGAGCUAACUAAAGUUAAAAUUGAGCAAUGUCAUGAAAGCGAAGCCGACGAUCUGCGUUUGUUAAUAGCACCCGAUGCAGCUACUUUAAUCUCACAGGGUGAUUCACUUGUGCUCGAGACUCAUGGCAAACAGGGCAGCAUUUCGCGCUUGGUCAUGCGUGCUCAAAUUAUUUUGCGUGAAAAGUUUCGCGAAGUGCAGCAGGCCAAAUCCAAGGCAACAGGCGCAGCUGCUACACGUCCCGCUGCUGACAGCGUUAAUAUUGAGGAAUUGAUUACGAAGGGACUGCGACGGAUCAAUGUGCUGAUUGAGAAACCUGUGGAUCUAAAGUCCAGCACUGAACUCGAGAAACGCAUGGAGGAUAUCAAUGAACGCCGAGACGAUUUACAGGUCAUUGUCGGUGCCAUUGGCAAAAACGCCCAAAUGCCAAAGGUUACCCCCGUCAUGAUGAACGAAAUCGAAAAGACUAAAAACAAUUUGAUUGCUCAUGCGGACUCCAUUGAACUCUCACUGACCGAACUAAAAAAUGGCUCUAAAAUUGGCAGCAGCAGCAACGGCUCAAACGCCACUCGUGAGGACUACAACAACGAGCCAAGUGGCAGCGGCGCAUUGGCCAGCAGCUUUGAUAAGUCCGUGCUACAUAUAUCCGACUGGCUGACUUGGGAACAAAACAUGAUCAAAAUACAAAGUGUGCUCAUAGACGAUGUCGAUGCAGUGCGUUUGGCUAUUGAAAAGCAGGAGAAAGUGCUGCGUGAAUUGAAAAUGAAAAAGCCGCAGCUUAACGAACUGGUGCAUACGGCUGAGGUGCUUAAAGGCGAUACUAAGCGUCAGCAGCUGCAAGAGAAAGAAUUAAAGCAGUUCUCCCUAGCCCCGCAUUGCUCAGCGGAUUUAAACUAUUUGCGUUGCUUUCUCAAAGUAACGCGCCUGAGGGAGCAUUGGGAUGAGACGUCGCAGUGCGUGUUGCAACGUGCUGCGCAGCUGAAGAACAUGCUGAGCGACUCGCAGCGCUUUGAGGCGAAGCGGGUGGAGCUGGAGAAGUGGCUGCUGCGCAUGGAGCAGCGAGCGGAGCGUAUGGGCACAGUUGCCACCACGGCUGAUGUAUUGGAGGCGCAGCAGAAGGAGCAAAAGUCCUUCCAUGCCGAGCUGCAUCAGAAUAAGCAGCACUUUGAGCUCUUCAACGAUUUGACACAGAAACUAAUUGCAGUCUAUCCCAACGAUGAUACGACUCGUAUUAAAAAGAUGACGGAAGCCAUUAAUCAACGUUACGCCAACUUGAACAAUGGCGUUGUCAAUCGUGGCAAGCAGCUGCAUGCAGCAGUGCACAGUCUGCAGUCAUUUGAUCGUGCCAUGGAUCAGUUCCUUGCUUUCCUAUCGGAAACCGAAACACUUUGUGAGAAUGCCGAGUCGGACAUUGAACGCAAUCCGCUGAUGUUUAAGGACCUACAAUCGGAAAUUGAAACCCAUCGCGUUGUUUACGAUCGUCUCGAUGGCACCGGCCGCAAACUUUUGGGUUCGCUCACCUCACAAGAGGAUGCGGUUAUGCUGCAGCGUCGCUUGGAUGAAAUGAAUCAACGUUGGAAUAAUUUAAAAUCAAAAAGUAUUGCAAUCAGAAAUCGCUUGGAGUCCAAUUCAGAGCAUUGGAAUGCGCUGCUGCUGUCGCUGCGUGAGCUCACCGAAUGGGUUAUACGCAAGGAUACCGAACUAAGCACCUUGGGCCUGGGACCAGUGCGUGGCGAUGCGGCCAGUUUGCAAAAGCAGUUGGACGAUCACAAAGCGUUUCGACGUCAGCUGGAGGAUAAGCGGCCAAUUGUUGAGAGCAAUUUAACUAGCGGUCGUCAGUAUAUUGCCAGCGAGGCGCCAGUAUCGGAUACCAGCGAUACGGAGGCCGCGCAUGAUUCGGAUUCCCGCUACAUGUCGGCGGAGGAGCAGAGCCGUGAGCUGACACGCAGCAUACGACGCGAGGUGGGCAAACUUUCCGAGCAAUGGAACAAUCUAAUCGAUAGAUCUGACAAUUGGAAGCACCGUUUGGAUGAAUACAUGACGCACAGUUCAGUUUCAGUCGUAGCUCAAAUUCUUAUAACCAACACGCUCAAAAAGAUGCGCCAAUUCCAAAAGGUGCUGGAGGAUUUGAGCUCACGCGUCGCUCUGGCCGAGCAAACAAAGAAUGGCUGGCAGGCACCCGCCUCGUUGGGCGAGGCCAAUGAGCAAAUGCAACAGCUGCAGCGGCUGCGGGACAAAAUGACAACGGCCAGCGCAUUGUUGGACGAUUGCAAUGAGCAGCAGUCCUUCUUCACCGCCAAUCAAGUGCUGGUGCCCACACCCUGUUUGUCCAAGCUGGAGGACUUGAAUACACGCAUGAAACUGUUGCAAAUUGACAUGGACGAGCGGCAAAAGGUUCUGUGCCAGGCGGGCGCUAAUCAUACGCACGAGAAUGGCGACGAUGGGCGUAAUACAUCCAACAGUGGCACCAUUGGGCCAUUACCUAAUUUGGGGCAGAGUGUAAAGCCGCCCUGGGAGCGUGCCACAACGGCCACCAAUGUGCCUUACUACAUCGACCAUGAGCGUGAAACCACACACUGGGACCAUCCAGAGAUGAUUGAACUGAUGAAAGGCCUGGCCGACCUCAACGAGAUUCGCUUCUCAGCGUAUCGCACGGCCAUGAAACUGCGCGCAGUGCAAACGCGUUUGGCGCUCGAUCGCGUUUCCAUGGCUACUGCUUGCGAGUCCUUCGAUCGCCAUGGACUGCGCGCUCAGAACGAUAAGCUAAUCGAUAUACCGGACAUGACUACAGUGCUGCAUUCGCUUUAUGUGACAAUCGAUAAAAUUGAUUUGACACUGCUGCUUGAUUUGGCCAUUAACUGGAUAUUGAAUGUCUACGACUCGCAGCGCACUGGACAGAUACGUGUGCUCAGCUUUAAAGUGGGACUGGUGCUGCUUUGCCGCGGACAUCUGGAGGAGAAGUAUCGCUAUCUGUUUCGCCUCGUAGCCGACACAGAGAAGCGCGCAGAUCAGCGCCGUCUAGGGCUGCUGCUGCAUGAUUGCAUACAGGUGCCGCGCCAGCUAGGCGAGGUUGCUGCCUUUGGCGGCUCAAACAUUGAGCCGUCGGUGCGCAGCUGCUUGGAGCAGGCGGGCAUAUCGCAGGAGGCCAUCGAUGGCAAUCAGGAGAUAUCAAUUGAGCUGCAGCAUUUCCUGGGCUGGCUGCAGCAUGAGCCGCAGAGUCUGGUCUGGCUGCCAGUGCUGCAUCGUUUGGCUGCAGCCGAGGCGGCCAAGCAUCAGGCCAAGUGCAAUAUUUGCAAGGAGUAUCCAAUUGUGGGCUUCCGCUAUCGCUGUCUCAAGUGCUUCAACUUUGACAUGUGCCAAAAGUGUUUCUUCUUCGGCCGCAAUGCCAAGAAUCACAAGCUAACCCAUCCCAUGCAUGAGUACUGCACAACGACCACAUCCACCGAAGACGUGCGCGACUUUACGCGUGCGCUCAAGAACAAAUUCAAGAGUCGCAAAUACUUUAAGAAGCAUCCACGCGUCGGUUAUUUGCCCGUGCAGAGCGUGCUCGAGGGCGAUGCACUGGAGAGUCCAGCGCCCAGUCCACAGCAUACAACGCAUCAGCUGCAGAACGAUAUGCACUCGCGGCUGGAAAUGUACGCCUCGCGACUGGCGCAGGUCGAAUACAGCGGCACCGGCUCCAAUUCGACGCCGGACAGCGAUGAUGAGCAUCAGCUGAUUGCACAGUAUUGCCAAGCGCUGCCCGCCAGCAAUGGCAGCGGACCCAAGUCGCCGGUGCAGGUAAUGGCGGCCAUGGAUGCCGAGCAGCGCGAGGAGCUGGAGGCCAUUAUACGCGAUCUGGAGGAGGAGAACGCCAAUCUGCAGGCAGAGUAUCAGCAGCUGUGCAGCAAGCAGCAGUCGGGCACGCCGGACGACUCCAACGGCAUGCAGCACUCCAGCUCCAGCAUGACGGGUCUGGCCAGCCAGGGCGAGCACGGACAGGACAUGAUGGCCGAGGCCAAGCUGCUGCGCCAGCACAAGGGACGCCUCGAGGCGCGCAUGCAAAUACUGGAGGAUCACAAUCGGCAGCUGGAGGCGCAGCUGCAGCGACUGCGUCAACUGCUCGACGAGCCAAACGGCGGUGGUGGCAAUAGCAGCGCCAACAGCAGCACACUGAACAGUGCGCCAGGCUCAGCGCUCAACUCCAAGCCCAACACGCUGCAAACUCGCUCCGUUACCGCCUCGCAACUGAACACAGAUUCGCCGGCCAAGAUGAAUCAACAGAACGGUCACUACGAGCACAAUUCAAAUGGCACGAAAAAUUUGGUCACUGUUAUUACGGAGCAGGAAAUCGAAGCCAUUAACGAGGAUUUGGAUGAGAGGAGCAGCAGCAGCACGAUUACGACGAAUACAACGACGACGACAGAGCGAACCUGCGUGGAGCUAAAGAAAUAAGCUAUGCAUACUUAUACGAAACACAAAAAUGAUAAACAAUCUUUUUAAAAAGAAAACUACAUUUCAUUCUAAUGGCUGGCGUGCAAGCAAAUUAAGCAACUUAUACAUAUAUUUAUACAUAUUAAUAUUUAAACGAGCAACGUUUUAUAUUAGUUAUGCGAAUUAUACACACAUAUAUAUAGUGCUAAGAGAAUGAUACAUAUUAAAAGCUGGAAAUAAUGCAGAAAAAUAUAAAGAUUAGUUAAGUUACUUGUAAUCGCUAAUUAUAAUACCAAGUACAUUGCGAGAAUUGUUAUAAACGCACUUUUUUAAACACAAAAAGAAACGAAAAAACUAACUAAAGGCACCAUAAAUCUAUAAACGAUUAUUUUUACUUUUAUUAACAGUUAUUAUUUUAUUUUGUCUGUAACUGUUUACAAUACAUUUUAUUUUAAUUGUAAUUUUGUAUUAUAUUGUAUGUGCUAUAACCGUUAGUGUGCUGGCAAUGUUUUCAAUUAAAAACAAUUAGUUAAUAUUCAUGAAUACACUUCAGACUGCGUUUUAUUUCAAUUGUUGAAUUGAUUUUUUAGUUUAUACAAGUAAACUGAUGACGAAUACGAUCACUAAAUGGACCACCUUUUCUAUAAAACCUUUACUAUAAAAUAAUCCAAUCAAACAAUUCAUACUAUAGAAUUCGAUAUGUUAACUAGUUAAAUCAAUAACAA
This is a messenger RNA of Drosophila busckii, 11244 nucleotides long. Its product is annotated as dystrophin. Gene Ontology annotation, biological process: synaptic signaling. NCBI's taxonomy places the organism in Eukaryota, Metazoa, Arthropoda, Insecta, Diptera, Drosophilidae. The transcript has 34 exons. Gene Ontology annotation, cellular component: plasma membrane. Gene Ontology annotation, molecular function: protein binding; zinc ion binding. Bases 20 to 10540 code for a protein of 3506 amino acids. The record is from RefSeq and is a predicted model, not a curated record.